AUGUCUUUCCGGGCAAAUUCGCAACGAUAUGGCCAUGUCCCUCCAGCACAGUACGGAGCUCCAGGCUCGCAGGAUCAGAACAACACGAAUUCUGGUCUGCAUAGACAAUCGAGCUUUAACAAUGGGGAUGAUGCACAGUUCUCUGAUCAGAACAACAGCAGGUAUAACAGUACUGCGCCCCCACCGCCGGGGCGGCCUGUAAACAUGCCCCAGGAAGAGCUGUUUUUGGCGGGAUCGAUAUCUCAAAGCCCUCACUCGCCGGGUCUGAGUUCAUUUGGAAGUACAAGUCCAGCUCUGUCUGGAUAUCAGCAUCAAUACCAGCCAUUUCCCAGUGGCACAACAUCCCCGCAACAGAUGCCCUACAAUCCACAGCAUUUUGCUAGGACACAAUCCCAAUCUCAAGGAGCACAAUAUCGACCACAACCUGCCUACACCACCAACGCAAAUGCGAGUCACCAGCCGUACAAUCCGGCAGCGUACCAAUCUCCACAGCAGCAGCCCACGCGUCACACCACGGUCUCGGGGUACAAUUCGUACGGGUCUGCUUAUAACUCGACGUCCAUGCCACAAGCUCAGACUCCUCAAUCACCUCCCUAUUAUCCUCAGAAUACGCAGCAAUACGGUGUUUCACGACCUUCCCCACAAACCAUAUACGAGCAACCCCUUGCUAGCCCAACUUACCCAGCGCCUAGUUCAGCACCGUCAAGGCAGCCUUAUCAACCACUAUCGACUUCUGCUCCUUACCCGACCAAUGGUGAUAAUUACAACACGAGCGACUAUACAACGCCAACUGCCCAGGCGCCGUAUCCGGAUUAUUCUCCAUACUCUCAAGGAGCAAACCUUGCGUUAUAUCCAGCUUACAAUGAUCCCAAUUCUCCUCAGAUUAAUUCCUCCAACGGACCGGGACUGCAAAGGCAUCCCACUCUUCGGCCGCUCCCAAGUGCUCCUGUGGACGAGCAUUCGGGGGACAAUGAUGACUGGGGCCUUGGAAUACAUGGUCAAUCUGAAGAGAACUUGUCACAAGAACAACUUUUUGCAGAUAUCGGGGAUGCACUCGGGGGUUCAUCCCCGCCAAGGCAGAGAAGGCCACACGGGAUUGACCAGCGUAAUGGGGACCUACUUGAUAAUGAGCUGAAAGACCUUAGUCGAUACGACUCAAGAGCAAGCACUAUCAGCCCUCCAUCCGGGAUUGAUCGGUAUGCCUCCACAGCGUCAACGUUGAAUCAUAAUAAUCGCCGAACCACCUUCGAUAGCUACGACGGUGAAGAGAGUGAUGCUGAGGCUGCUGCUGGUCUAGAAGCCAUGAGGAUUGCGGAGGAACAAGACGCCAACCGAGCUUCGACCGGAUCAGGCUUGGCUUUUGGUGCUUAUGAGGGCCAACCAGGUCCAGAAGAUGACAGCAGUGAUAGUGAUUAUAAGCAUAUGGAUCUAGGCCUUGUUGGAGGCGGUUAUGCUGCUGAUAUGUCCUACGGUAAAGAUGUGGGUGGAGAUCACGCUGAGCACAGUAGCGAAAUGGAAGAUCAGAGUCGGCCGUUGCCAACUCCGUACGAUCUUGGGAGGUCGGAAGGCCACAACCACACACCAGCUCCUGGUCUUGGUGGCAUGACGGAUUAUUCUAUCCCUAGCGAAGGAGCUAUUCAUCCAUUCCCCGCCUUUGAAGCUGCGAGAGUUGAUACAUCCGGAACUGGAGGGUUGCAAAGGCCAACUUCGCAGCCUCAUAGAUUAAGCUUUGAUGAAGGAGAUGAGCAGGUUUCGCUCCAUUCUCGAAUGUCAGAAUCACGGCUGAGUGGAAGAUCCGGGAGUGACAGUCCAUCACGGGACGAAAUGAUGCCAGAGCUAUUCUAUCACCCUGGUAUGAGUAGCAGUGGGUCAUACAAUCAAAACCGGCCACUUCCAGUUCCCCCAAUGUCCGAGAAUAGGACCCCUCAACUCCAGCCUGCUGGAUCUUAUCGAAAUUCGGGCUACUCUCAUUCUUACUCUUCCAGUACAGAGGCUGCUCGGACACAGUAUGUUCCACAAGGUCCGGAAUCGUAUCCAGCACAAAGCAUGCUCACUCCAGGGGGGCAGUAUGUUCCCAGAUCAACCUCACUAUCAAGCCAUAGCAGCACACCACAGACUGUUCCUCCGGUGCGAUCAAAAACUGAUGCAGAAGAGCGCCAGGCCAGACAAAAGGCUGCGAAGAUGCGCUCAGCAAGCGGUCUUGAUGGUUAUGAUAUGGGCACGCCUCAAUCUUCGAUAACAUUGGAUCUUCCAGCUUUGCCAGCAGGUCGACGAAAGAAAUUUUCUCCCACUAGGCUUUCGUCGUCGGACUAUAGAAAAUGCGUGGAACCUUGGGCGUUGAGUGGCAUUGCAGAAUGGAUCCGGGAUAUGGCUGGCGGUGAGACUGGGGAAGGAGAAGCCGAUUUGAGAGAGAAAGCGAUUGAGGAUGGGCUGGUUGCCCUGUUUACCCACAAAGUACCCACAAUGAACACGGCUGAUGCCGAGACUUUGAGCCAAAGAGUGGUCAAAUCAAUGUUCGAUGCUGGGAUCCUUUUACCGGAUGAGGAAUGGGUCAAGUUUGGUAAUGGGACAGUGUCUGGAGUUCUGUGGCAACUUACGGGGUCAGGUUGCUAUUCGCCCAAGGUACAUGAGCAAGAGGUUCAUGGCAGAUGUUAUUCGCAUCACUGUACUCGUACACUCAAAAAGAUCAAUCUCCAGGCAGCAAAACUCGGCCCUCAGAAGAAAGCCGAGGACUGGGUCACAUUCUUCAAGCUAACGAAGGAACAACUUGAAGGUGUAAACAGAAAAGAGAUACAACGGCAAAACAAUCUUCACGAAAUAGUCAUGUCUGAAGAUACCUACAUGGACCAGAUCGAAGUGUUGCGAACACUCUAUAGGGAUGAGCUAUCGACAUGGGAGCCCCCUAUCAUCGCCAAAAGCAAGCUUCCGAAAUUUAUUACAUCUGUUUUUGGCAAGGUAGAGGCUAUAAAGGAUGUCAAUGAGAAUUACCUUCUAGCACAACUAAAAUACCGGCAAAAGGAACAGGGACCUUGGGUCAUGGGGUUCAGCGACAUAUUCAGAGAAUGGAUCCGGAAAGCCAAGCUUGCAUACAUUGAAUAUGCUGCAGGAUUUCCUUAUGCUACCUAUCUCAUGCGGAUAGAAGCAGAUAAGAAUCUUCUGUUCCGGCAGUUUUUGGAUCAAGCUCGUGACAACAAGCGUUCCGGCCGUCUCGAUUGGAAUACAUACCUCAAAGCGCCCAUCACUCGAUUGCAACGAUAUACUCUACUUCUAGGAACAGUGCAUCAUAACAUGACGCAAGACACGGAAGAGAAGGCCAACCUUGCUAUCGCUAUUGAAGAGAUCAAGGCAGUUACUCAUGAAUGUGAUGCCAAAGUUGAUGAACAAUCGAAAAAGGUCGAGAUGAUUGAAUUGAAUUCUAAACUGCACCUACGACCUGGUAUGACGCGUGUUGAGCUCAACUUGGAUCACCUCGGGCGAGAACUUAUUUUCCAGGGUGAUCUUCAACGUGCUGGCGCAAAUCGUUUUACGUGGCUUGAGACACAUGCGAUUCUGUUCGAUCAUUACCUCGUAUUAGCAAAAACUGUGGUCAAGCCGGAAGCUACUACUUUAAGGAAAAGGGAGGUUUACGAUGUGUCGAAACUUCCUAUUCCUAUGCAACUUCUAGUGCUCGAGAGCACCAACGAUGAUCCUGUAGUGAAAUCAUCGGUGAAGGGUAUUGGAGCUGUUACAACUGCCGCAAAAACAUCAACCUCUGCCUCAGACUUGAGAUUAGGUAUGAAUCGAUCGUUAACCAGUGGCCUGGAGAGGACAAACACCCUUGAGCAAACAAACUCGAACAAUUCAGUGGCAACAAUGUCGUCAAUAACACGACUUCCGAGCGCGAACAGUGAGGCGGAUGCGAGAUCUAUGUACCCCUUUCGAGUCAAGCACCUGGGCAAAACGGAAGUGUAUACUCUGUAUGCACCGAGUGCUCAGAACAGGCAAGACUGGUGUGACAAGAUACUCGAAGCCAAAACUCGGCAUGCGGCAUCACUAUUCGAGCAGCACGCAGAACCAUUCAGAUUACGGGUAAUGGCGGAUACUGCUUUUGCCUACGAUGUCAUGGCAAAUGUAUCUCAAAAGAGUGUCAUGUCUGUUAAAGGCACCCCGCUGGACCGAUCAAUACGAGAGAGCGAGAGGAUAUAUGGCGGUGGUGUUCGACCUGGACCAGUAUGUAGAGCUCAAGUCAACUGUUCUACCGCUUUCAAUUGCUACGGAAAGUCUAUGGUGGCAAUUGGAACCGAUUAUGGUGUGUAUACUUCGGAGACAUCGAAUCCCCGGGGGUGGUCAAGGGCUAUACAAAUCAACCGUGUGACACAAAUUGCCGUCCUCGAAGAAUUCUCACUUUGUCUAGUAAUUGCAGAUAAAUCCUUAAUAGCAUACCAUUUAGAUGUCAUAUUACCCGUCUCGAACUUCCCUGCUCCUCAACAGGAUUCCAGCCGACGAGCGCCCCAAAAGCUUUCCGGAGCCCGCGACGUCUCAUUCUUCGCCACCGCCCGAAUGAAAGACCGCACCCUCGUAUUCUACAAGAAGAAAGAAGGUCUCCAUUCAACCUUCAAAGUCCUGGAGCCCGUAUUUCAGAAAUCCACCGAGAAGAAAUCCCGGCUCUUCGGCGGCAAAAGAUUUGGUGCAACAACUGAAUUCUUCCGCGAAUUCGACGAAUUCUAUAUCCCGACUGAAUGCUUUACGAUCAACCUCUUCAAAUCUUCCAUCGCCAUCUCCACUCUCAAAGGCUUCGAACUCAUGACCCUCGACAAAAAGGUCCCCAUCUCCAUCCCCGACACUCGCAACCCAGGCCUUGGAAACAUAACCAAUCGACUCAACGGCCAGCGCCCGUUAGGCAUGUUCCGUCUCUCAGAGUCCGAGUUCUUGCUCUGCUAUGAAGAAUGCGGCGUGUACGUCGACUCGCACGGCGAUGUAUCGCGCUCGGUCAUCAUGGAAUUCGUUGGGCGCGCGAAAACAGCCGCUAUGUAUGGUGCCUACCUCGUACUCUUCGAUAGCGAUUUCGUGGAGAUACGAAAUGCGGAGAAUGGGCGGUUGAGGCAGGUCAUUGCGGGACGCGAUGUUAGGUGUUUGGAUUAUGGGAUUAAUCCUCUUGGAGCUGGUGGGCAGCUUGUACAGGGGGGUGAGAGGACGCUGAAGCUCGCAAUGGCGCAUCCGGAAGUGGUGGGGAAUCAGGUUGUGCUUGAGAUGCAGCUGAACGAGGGGCAUAAUGAAUGA
This is a messenger RNA of Lachnellula hyalina, 5259 nucleotides long. It is a transcript of the gene rgf3, whose product is annotated as Rho1 guanine nucleotide exchange factor. The transcript is spliced from 3 exons. The coding region runs from base 1 to 5259 and encodes 1752 amino acids. Gene Ontology annotation, molecular function: guanyl-nucleotide exchange factor activity. The record is from RefSeq and is a predicted model, not a curated record. Lineage: Eukaryota; Fungi; Ascomycota; Leotiomycetes; Helotiales; Lachnaceae.